Messenger RNA from Papaver somniferum (opium poppy), 1605 nucleotides. Its product is annotated as putative lipid phosphate phosphatase 3, chloroplastic. The coding region runs from base 586 to 1422 and encodes 278 amino acids. The record is from RefSeq and is a predicted model, not a curated record. NCBI's taxonomy places the organism in Eukaryota, Viridiplantae, Streptophyta, Magnoliopsida, Ranunculales, Papaveraceae. Gene Ontology annotation, molecular function: phosphatidate phosphatase activity. The transcript has a single exon. Gene Ontology annotation, biological process: phospholipid metabolic process.
UUAAUUCAUUUUUAUUUCCAGAAUCAAAUUCUUUGUUUAGAUUGAUCAAUUUGAAGAUACACAAAAAUAUUGUAGAGUUUUAUUCUUUUCUUUGAUUAUCAAAAAGGAGAGAGUGGAGAUUUAUGAUUAAGCUUAGUGGUAUGUUUUCAGACUUUUUUUCUCCUGUUAUUCAAAAUCAACAUCAAUUUCAUUUGUAGACAAUUUCUAAGACAGCACUCUUAAUUUGGUGAAUUAUUUAAGACUCAUGUCAUGCUUUGGUUGGUAUGACAUGGAGGGAUUUGGAAAAUGAGGCGAGGCCAGGUGAUCCGGAGCCAUCAGAAUUAUUAGUUUUGAUUUAGUGAAGUAGUGUGUUGCAGCCGCCUUUGACUCAGUUCACUUUAUGAUAUAGCGUAAUUAGCUACGAGAGCUUGACAACUAGAUAUGAGCUGGUGGAUAUAACAGGUAGCUUUCAUCCGAUUCAUUUGUUAAAUUAUUUUAUGAUGAGAUUCUCAGGGAAAUGUUUCUUUUGGAAAAAUAUUUAGUCGAUCACCUGCAUAGACGAAGACAAUUUGUAGGCGAAGAAGAAGAACUUGAAGGUUUAGAGCGAUGGAUGCCCGCCAAAAUGUGCAUACUGUGAAGUCCCAUGGGGCUAGAGUUGCAAGAAAACAUAUGUAUGAUUGGAUUAUGUUGGUUCUACUGAUGGUGCUGUACCUCAUCAUCUACCUGAUUCAUCCGUUUCGCCGUUACAUCGAUAGGGAUAUGAUGGAUGAUCUCAGAUUUCCAUUGAAAGAUGUCAAGGUCAAAUUCUGGGUUGUUCCGUUAUAUGCAGCUGGGCUGCCUAUCAUUACUCUGUUAGGAUUUUAUUACAAGAGGAAAGAUGUUUAUGAUCUGCACCAUGGCAUGCUUGGUCUUUUGUUCACUGUAAUCACAACCGGUGUCUUGACGGAGGCGAUAAAAAAUGCAACCGGAAGACCUCGGCCACACUUCUUUUGGCGUUGUUUUCCGGAUGGCAAAGAUGUUUAUGAUCUAGCUGGGGAUGUUAUCUGCCAUGGGAAAGAGAAUAUGGUCAGGGAGGCUUAUAAAAGUUUUCCCAGUGGUCAUACUUCAUGGUCGUUUGCUGGUCUAGCUUUUCUUUCGUUAUACUUGGCAGGCAAAAUCAAGGCAUUUGAUCAAAAAGGUCAUAUUGCAAAAUUAUGUGUUGUGAUUCUUCCUUUACUGCUCGCAUCUGGUGUUGCCAUAACUUUAGUGGAUGACUAUUGGCACCAUUGGGCCGACGUGUUUGGUGGAGCUAUUCUAGGUGUGACGGUGGCAACAUUUUUUUACCUGCAGUUUUUCCCACCUCCGUAUCAUAAAGAAGGUUGGGGACCUUAUGCAUAUUUCCGGAUGUUGGAACAGUUGCAUAAUACCAAUGGUGCACGAAUAGAACCAGAAAAUGAAUGUUAGAUGAAUUGGAAGCGUUAAGAGAUGAUCGACCUUUUGAUUUCAAUCUAGAAUAUAGAUGAAAUUAGCAUGUAUAUUUAGGAAGUCGAGGCAUGAAUCACCUGAAUCUAUAGGAUCAUCAAAAUGUUUUUUUUUUUCACUUUGUAAAGUCAUUUUGAAUAAAAUAAAAAAAUCGCUUGUAGAGAU